ACGUCACCACUUCCUAGCUGGUUUCAGGAAGUUCCACGUCACAUUUAGUUGUCCAUUGGAAAAAAUCGGGGGUACGACUGCCGAAAGCAGACGAAUGUGAUUAUACACCAUUUUGACUGAAAGGAGACGAGCAUUGCAAAGGAAUCAUGCCUCUCCGGCUGGACAUCAAGCGCAAGCUAACGGCCCGGUCAGACCGCGUCAAGAGCGUUGACCUACACCCGACUGAACCAUGGAUGUUGGCGAGCCUUUACAAUGGCAGCGUGUGCGUCUGGAACCACGAAACACAAACCCUGGUGAAGACCUUUGAGGUCUGUGAUUUACCUGUGCGAGCAUCCAAGUUUGUUGCCAGGAAAAACUGGGUCAUUACUGGGGCAGAUGACAUGCAAAUUCGUGUAUUUAACUACAACACACUGGAGCGUGUUCACAUGUUUGAGGCACACUCUGACUACAUCCGCUGCAUCGCUGUCCACCCCACACAGCCUUACAUCCUCACUAGCAGCGAUGACAUGCUCAUCAAGCUCUGGGACUGGGAUAAGAAGUGGACGUGCAGUCAGGUGUUUGAGGGCCACACACAUUACGUCAUGCAGAUCGUCAUCAACCCGAAAGACAACAACCAGUUUGCCAGUGCUUCCCUGGAUAGAACCAUUAAGGUAUGGCAGCUGGGCUCCAACUCCCCUAACUUCACGCUGGAGGGCCACGAGAAAGGAGUGAACUGCAUAGACUACUACAGCGGAGGAGACAAGCCCUACCUGAUAUCAGGGGCAGACGACAGACUGGUGAAGAUCUGGGACUACCAGAAUAAGACCUGUGUGCAGACUUUGGAGGGCCAUGCUCAGAACGUGUCCUGUGUGAGCUUCCACCCAGAGCUGCCCAUCAUCAUCACAGGCUCAGAGGAUGGCACGGUGCGUAUCUGGCAUUCCAGUACGUACCGCCUGGAGAGCACGCUGAACUAUGGCAUGGAGCGUGUGUGGUGCGUGUGCGGCCUGCGUGGCUCCAACAACGUGGCCUUGGGCUAUGAUGAAGGCAGCAUCAUCAUCAAGCUGGGUCGUGAGGAGCCAGCCAUGUCCAUGGACACCAAUGGAAAGAUUAUCUGGGCCAAACACUCGGAGGUGCAGCAGGCCAACCUGAAGGCCAUGGGGGACACGGAGAUUAAGGACGGCGAGAGACUUCCUCUGGCUGUCAAAGACAUGGGCAGCUGUGAGAUCUACCCUCAGACCAUCCAGCACAACCCCAACGGCAGGUUUGUUGUGGUGUGUGGAGACGGAGAGUACAUCAUCUACACAGCCAUGGCUCUGAGGAACAAGAGCUUCGGGUCAGCACAGGAGUUUGUCUGGGCCCACGACUCCUCAGAGUAUGCCAUCAGGGAGUCCAGCAGUGUGGUAAAAAUCUUCAAGAAUUUCAAGGAGAAGAAAUCUUUUAAGCCUGACUUUGGUGCAGAAGGUAUUUAUGGUGGUUUCCUGCUGGGCGUCCGUUCUGUGAAUGGCUUGGCCUUCUAUGACUGGGAAAACACAGAGCUGAUUCGGCGCAUUGAGAUCCAGCCUAAACAUAUCUUCUGGUCCGACUCUGGAGAGCUGGUGUGCAUCGCCACAGAGGAGUCCUUCUUCAUCCUACGCUACCUGUCCGAGAAGGUGGCCACCUCCCAGGAGACGAACGAGGGAGUGACCGAGGACGGCAUUGAGGACGCUUUUGAGGUCCUGGGGGAGAUUCAGGAGAUUGUGAAGACAGGCCUGUGGGUGGGAGAUUGCUUCAUCUACACCAGCUCUGUCAACAGACUCAACUACUAUGUUGGAGGAGAGAUCGUCACCAUCGCUCACCUGGACAGGACCAUGUACUUGCUGGGCUACAUCCCUAAGGAUGACCGACUGUACUUGGGCGAUAAAGAGCUGAACAUCGUCAGCUAUUCAUUGUUGGUGUCAGUUUUGGAGUACCAAACGGCAGUCAUGCGCAGAGACUUCAGCAUGGCCGACAAGGUCCUACCCACAAUCCCCAAAGAACAGAGGACCCGCGUGGCCCACUUCCUGGAGAAACAGGGCUUCAAGCAGCAGGCUCUGGCCGUGUCCACUGACCCAGAGCACAGGUUUGAGCUGGCCCUGCAGCUGGGAGAGCUCAAGAUCGCCUAUCAGCUGGCUGUGGAGGCCGAGUCGGAGCAGAAGUGGAAGCAGCUGGCAGAGCUGGCCAUCAGCAAGUGCCAGUUUGGUUUGGCGCAGGAGUGCCUCCACCACGCCCAGGACUACGGGGGCCUGCUGCUGCUAGCCACCGCCUCGGGCAACGCUGCCAUGGUGGGCAAGCUGGCCGAGGGAGCGGAACGCGACGGCAAAAACAACGUGGCAUUCAUGACCUACUUCCUGCAGGGGAAACUGGACCACUGCCUGGAGCUCCUCAUCAGAACCAACCGCCUACCUGAGGCGGCCUUCCUCGCCCGUACUUACCUGCCCAGCCAGGUGUCCAGGGUGGUGAAACUGUGGAGGGAGUCUCUGUCUAAGGUGAACCAGAAGGCAGCAGAGUCUCUGGCCGACCCUACUGAGUAUGAGAACCUGUUCCCUGGCCUGAAGGAGGCCUUCGUGGCUGAGCAGUUCCUCCGGGAGACCAGCCAGGGCAAGACCCGGCCGGCCACCGACUACCCGCUGGUCACGCCCAACGAGGAGAGGAAUGUUUUAGAAGAGGCGCGAGGCUACGAGCCCAAAGAAGUCCCUGCACCUGUUGAGCCCAACGAGGAGAGGAAUGUUCUAGAAGAGGUUGGAGGCCACGAGCCCAAAGAAGUCCCUGCACCUGCCGAGCCCAUCGAGGAGAAGAAUAUUGUAGAAGAGGCACGAGGCCACGAGCCCAAAGAAGUCCCUGCACCUGCCGAGCAGGUGUCUGUGCAGCAGACGGAACCCCUGGAGGCUGAGCCAGUGGCAGAGGCCCCGUUAGUAGAGGUCCCGGCGGUACAGGCCCCGGUGGUAGAGGCCCCGGCAGUGGGAGCCAGCAUGUUUGCAUCAGUGAUGGCAGCAGUAGCGGCCCCUGUGGCGGCAGCAGUGGCCGCCGUGAGCGCCCCUACACCUGAGCCAGCCGCUGAGGAAGAGGCAGCAGAGGAGGAAGAGGAGGAAGCGGCGGAAGCCAGCAUGUUUGCAUCAGUGAUGGCAGCAGUAGCGGCCCCUGUGGCGGCAGCAGUGGCCGCUGUGAGCGCCCCUACACCUGAGCCAGCCGCUGAAGAAGAGGAGGAAGCAGUGGUGGAAGUACCUGUUGAAGAGGUGGCAGCACCUGUUAAAGAAGUGGCGCCUACUGAAGAGGAAGUAGCGUCUGCUGAAAAGGACGUUGCGCCUGCUGAAAAGGACGUUGCGCCUACUAAAGAGGAAGUGGCGCCUGUUGAAGAGGAAGUGGCGCCUGUUGAAGAGGAAGUGGCGCCUGUUGAAGAGGAAGUGGCGCCUGUUGAAGAGGAAGUGGCGCCUGUUGUAGUGGAAGUGGCGCCUGUUGAAGAGGAAGUGGCGCCUGUUGAAGAGGAAGUGGCGCCUGUUGUAGCGGAAGUGGCGCCUGUGGUAGACAUAGUGGCACCUGUGGUAGACGUAGUGGCACCUGUGGUAGAGGUAGUGGCACCUGUAGAUGGGGUGGUGGCACCAGAGGAAGAGAAGACCCCCACAGCAGCAGCAGCAACAGCAGCAGCAGCAGCAGCAGACGACCUAGAGGACGACGAGAUCCUGGAUGAGCUGGAGGAUGACCUUGACAACAUGGAACUUGACGACAUUGACACCACAGACGUAAACCUUGAUGAUGACUUCCUAGAUGACUAACACACCCUUAUGAUUCAGGCCAUCUGUGUUUAUUUAAGAGACCAAACUUCUUUUGUAUUUCUACUUGAGUUGUGUAAGGCAGUAAAACUUGUUAGCUGCUGUGGUUAUCAGUGCGAAUCACUAAUGCAUCAUGGGUGAUUUCCCACGUGAAUAUUAGCGGGGUGGGGUUAAGGGACACAUUCAUUCUGAAUUUUUAUAUGCUAACUCUUCAGCUCGCCUCCGACAGCUGCCCUUGCCUUUAAGUAUGUAUUUCUUUAUCUAAAUGUAUGUCCUAACUUAGAGCAAUCAUUGUUCAUUCACAGAAAAAAUAAAUAAAACAUUGAAUUAUGGUUUCAA
Alosa sapidissima (American shad) is the source of this 4103-nucleotide messenger RNA. RefSeq names its product COPI coat complex subunit beta 2 (gene copb2). Gene Ontology annotation, biological process: intra-Golgi vesicle-mediated transport; intracellular protein transport; retrograde vesicle-mediated transport, Golgi to endoplasmic reticulum. Gene Ontology annotation, molecular function: protein binding; structural molecule activity. NCBI's taxonomy places the organism in Eukaryota, Metazoa, Chordata, Actinopteri, Clupeiformes, Clupeidae. The transcript has 24 exons. Gene Ontology annotation, cellular component: COPI vesicle coat. The record is from RefSeq and is a predicted model, not a curated record. The coding region runs from base 147 to 3767 and encodes 1206 amino acids.